CGAAGCUGCCUGAACUGCACAGUUGCCAGUCUCGACGGUCGUCGUCCUCGCCGCUGCCCCCCACGUCGGAGGCCGGAGAUGGAGAGCGCGGUGGUGCUCCGGGAGUGGUUCGACCGCGUCGACGCCGCCCGCACCGGCAACAUCACCGCUCCUCAGCUCCAGAGCGCGCUCGCCGUGGGCAACCUUGACUUCCCUCUCUCUGUUGUGCAGCAGAUGAUAAGGAUGUAUGACUUUGAUCGGAACGGCACCAUGAGCUUCGAAGAGUUUCUGGCUCUUAACAAGUUCCUUCAGAAGGUGCAAAGUGUCUUCUCCACACUAGAAAGGGGUCGUGGAUUUCUCAGUCUUGAGGAGGUGUAUGAGGCAUUAAUCAAACUUGGUUUCUCAUUGGAUUCACCUGCUUUCUACACCGUUUGUGAGAGCUUUGACAAGAGCAAGAAGGGGAUGGUUCAUUUGGAUGAGUUUAUAUCACUUUGCAUUUUUGUGCAGUCAGCUCGUAACAUGUUCAAUUCAUUCGAUACAAGCAAGCAAGGAAGAGUGAGUUUGGAUUUUAACCAAUUUGUUUACUGCACGGCAAACUGCAGGAUAUAGCUUCUACUUGGCACUUGUACAUGGAGACACCAACAAAGUUUGCAGUGAAGCGCGAACCAUUCACCAAUCAAACCUUAUUCCAGCAUCGGCAGCUGGAUGCUACUGCAAUUCAUUGUUUCCGAAACGAGGCUUCUUGUACAACAUUUUGCUUGAAUAUUCUUCAGGGUCGGCUGCUCGUCAUUUUGCGUCCAAUUUACAACAGUCUUGGCCUGUAUAUGUAGAAUGAGACAUGGAAAUUUGUGAUUGUAUUGUAUCAAUAUCAGUUAGUCCGUACACACUCUUUUGUAUUGUCGUUUUCCUUUGUUCA
Messenger RNA from Setaria italica (foxtail millet), 895 nucleotides. Its product is annotated as sorcin. NCBI's taxonomy places the organism in Eukaryota, Viridiplantae, Streptophyta, Magnoliopsida, Poales, Poaceae. Gene Ontology annotation, molecular function: calcium ion binding. The record is from RefSeq and is a predicted model, not a curated record. The transcript has 10 exons. The coding region runs from base 79 to 588 and encodes 169 amino acids.